Messenger RNA from Abrus precatorius (Indian licorice), 1931 nucleotides. RefSeq names its product type I inositol polyphosphate 5-phosphatase 4-like. The coding region runs from base 105 to 1859 and encodes 584 amino acids. The record is from RefSeq and is a predicted model, not a curated record. Lineage: Eukaryota; Viridiplantae; Streptophyta; Magnoliopsida; Fabales; Fabaceae. The transcript is spliced from 9 exons. Gene Ontology annotation, molecular function: inositol-polyphosphate 5-phosphatase activity; phosphatidylinositol-4,5-bisphosphate 5-phosphatase activity; phosphatidylinositol-3,4,5-trisphosphate 5-phosphatase activity. Gene Ontology annotation, biological process: phosphatidylinositol dephosphorylation.
AAAACGCAAGAGAGUAAGGAAGAAGGAAGAUAUAUUGUGACAUCAAUUGAGUACCUUUGCUUUUGUGAAUAAGGAAAGCUAAGCUAUAUGAAGUUGUCCCAACAAUGAGAGAUGAGAAUUCGAAGAAAGGCAAGCUUUCUUGGCCAAAAACAUUGGUCAAGAAGUGGUUCAAUAUCAAGAGCAAAGCUGAGGACUUUCAGGCAGAUGAGGUUCCCUGCGAAGGUGUUGAUGAAGAGUGUAGGAGCAAAUACUCAGAGAGGGAGGCAUGCACUAUCAAGAAAAGCAAAACAGAGAGAUCAAGCAGAAGGUACUCAGACAGAAUGCGAAGAGGUAAGAAUGACCUUGAUGAAGCUCAGGUUACAGAUGUGUAUAAUUAUAGAAUCUUUGUUGCCACUUGGAAUGUAGCAGGGAAGUCACCUCCAAGUUAUUUGAGUCUUGAAGAUUGGCUUCAUGCCUCUCCACCUGCUGAUAUCUAUAUUCUUGGGUUUCAAGAAAUUGUACCUCUUAAUGCUGGUAAUGUUUUGGGAACAGAAGAUAAUGGACCUGCGAGAAAAUGGCUGGCUCUGAUAAGGAGGACCCUGAACAGCCUUCCUGGAACAAGUGGUGGAUGCCACACUCCUUCACCACUCCCUGAUCCUAUUGUAGAGCUAAAUGCUGAUUUUGAGGGAUCAAUGAGGCAGAAGGCAACCUCUUUCUUUCAACGGAGGUCCUUCCAAUCCUUGAGUCGUAGUAUGAGAAUGGAUAAUGACAUGUUAAUGCCUCAAACUUGCCUUGAUCGCCGUCUCAGUGUCUGUGACAGAAUGAUAUUGGGUCACAGGACGAGUGACUAUGACCCCAAUUAUCGAUGGGGUUCAUCAGAUGAUGAAAAUGGCACUGGUGACUCCCCAAUUGCAACACAGUAUUCACCAGUGUCAUAUGGCGGUUGUUUCUCUAUGGAGGACAGUGAUAGACCAACAGGGCACUCAAGAUACUGUUUGGUUGCUAGUAAGCAAAUGGUUGGGGUAUUUCUGACUGUUUGGGUGAAAAGUGAUAUCAGAGAUGAUGUUCACAACAUGAAAGUGUCUUGUGUUGGUAGAGGGUUGAUGGGAUAUCUUGGAAACAAGGUACAUUUGGCAAUUUAUUUUAAUAGCAAAGUUUGUAGUGAACUAGGGAAGGAAACAAUUUCAUUCUCUUGGACUUUCCAGGGAUCAAUAUCAAUUAGUAUGUCAUUGCACCAAACAAGCUUUUGCUUCGUCUGUAGUCAUUUGACUUCUGGACAAAAGGAUGGUGAUGAGCUAAGGAGGAAUUCAGAUGUAAUGGAGAUUCUCAGAAAGACAAGGUUUCCUCAGGUCCAUGACAUGGGUGAUGAGAAUUCUCCUCAGACAAUUCUGGAACAUGAUCGAAUAAUUUGGCUGGGGGAUUUAAAUUAUCGGAUAGCCCUUUCUUACCGUGCAGCAAAAGCUCUUGUUGAGAUGCAUGAUUGGAAGACUUUAUUAGAGAAUGACCAGCUGUGUGUAGAGCAGAGGCAAGGUCGAGUCUUUGAAGGAUGGAAUGAAGGGAAAAUAUAUUUCCCUCCCACGUAUAAGUAUUCAAACAAUUCAGACAGAUAUGCAGGUGAUGACAGACGCUCAAAACAAAAGAGAAGAACUCCAGCAUGGUGUGAUCGCAUCCUGUGGUAUGGAAGAGGCCUUCACCAAUUAUCUUAUGUUCGUGGGGAGUCAAGAUUCUCUGAUCAUAGGCCAGUUUAUAGUAUAUUCUUGGCAGAAGUUGAGUCUAUAAGCUGUAACCAAAUAAAGAAAAGCUCCAGUUCAAGGAUUGAAGUAGAAGAGUUAUUGCCACAUUCACAUGGUUAUAGCUACACCGAUUUGAACUUAUUUUGAUGGAUGCCUACAAUUCUUAUGCCAUGAGAUCAACUUGACUAAUUUAGGGAGCUGAAACAGCAAAGUGUACCA